UCAGCGAGCGGGAGCCGCCGAAGAGGCCUGAGGGGCCGCGCCGGGCUGUGCCGGGCUGUGCCGGGAGAGCGGAGCCGAGCCGGACCGGGCUGGACCGAGCCGUGCCGAGCCGUGCCGCAGCGCUGCCAGGAGCCUGUUGGAGUAAAUGUGCUGUUGCCCCAGGACAGGGAAAAAGGAAAAGGGAAAAAGAAAAAGAAACUGCAGAUUGAAACUGGUGAGCCUAAAAGUGUCUCUCUGAACCUGGGAAAUGGCAGUGAUGGGAAUUGCAUGCCAAGGAGCUCCUGAUCCAGCAGUCAAGCACAAGAAGGAGCUCACGGCUGCCGAGGGGCUGAAGGAGACAGUGAGUGAAAAGCAGAGCAGUGUUUGCAAAGUCGAAGAUUCAAAGAAGGUCAUCUUUCAYAGUCAGUGGAAAAUCCUGAAUGAUGUAAUCACCAAAGGAACAGCAAAAGAAGAAACAGAAGGAGGCUGUGCAUCAAUUUCUAUUAUUGCYCAAGCAGAAUGUGAAAACAGUCAGGAGUUCAGCCCCACUUUAUCAGAGACAUCCUUCAUUGCCCACAGUAAACGUUACAGCAGCCGCUCGGACAGCCUCGAUCAGAUCCCCAACAAUGUGGCCCACGCCACGGAGGGGAGGAUGGCACCCACCUGGAGAGGGAGGCACCGGGGCAGGGCCAAGAAGAAACGGCACAAGAAAAGAUCCAAGCUGAAAGGACAGCCUGUGGCUGCUGGCAGGAGAAGUCCAAGAACUCCAGAACAGGAGAGCUGCACCCCAAUUCCYGUCCAGGAGGAUGAAUCCCACCAAAGUACUCUUUAUAGAAACAGUUUUUGGGUUCCUGAAUUGAACAAGCACUUGGGCUAUGAURCGCUGUCUUUUGAGAAGCCUGACAGAGUUCUAUCCACAAGCAAACUCCAUUCCCCGAGGAGCCAAUACAAAACUGAACUGCACAAGCUGAUCAGCCCCAUUCAGUGCCUUAAUCAUGUUUGGAAACAGAGGGACACUGUUCCUCAGCCUGAGACUCUCCAUCCUUUUCCCUACAACAUCCUACCCCCCCAUUUCCCCCAUGUGGACAAUCCUCUCCGUGCCAUGAAGCUGAAUGCUCUGGACACAUACUUCCAUGGUGACCUCAACUAUCAAGACAGUCGCUUAUCUGGCCUAAACYUAGAAUAUAAUUUCACCAAAUGCAUCAACCAGUCCGUGCAAACCAGCUCAGACAAGCUUUCUGUGGAAGAAUAUUUGGUAGAUGCCUUGAAGGGGAGUGUGAGUUUUGGAGAACCACAGAAUUUAGCCAGCCUGGCCAAGACGUGGAGAGGAGGCGGGCUGGAGCUGAAGGAACAAUUCCAUGACGCGAGUGAAAAUGAGGGCGUACUGCUCAACGAGAAGCUGAAGCCGGUGGAUUACGAGUACCGAGAAGAGGUUCACUGGACCAAGUGCCACGGUUCAUUGGGCAUUGGUUCCUUCGGGGAGGUCUACAAGAUAGAGGACAAGCAGACAGGAUUCCAGUGUGCUGCCAAAAAGGUGCAAGUGGAACACUUCCGUGCCGAGGAGCUGACGACGUGCGCGGCCGUGACGAGCCCCAGCGUUGUCCCCUUGUACGGCGCCGUCAAGGAGGGGCCCUGGGUCACCAUCUUCAUGAAGCUGAUGGAGGGUGGCUCAUUAGGGCAGCUCAUUAAACAGAGUGGCUGCCUGCCAGAAGACAGAGCCCUCAGCUACCUGGGCCAGGUGCUGGAGGGUCUSGAGUACCUUCAUGCUCAAAACAUUCUCCAUGGAGAUGUCAAAGCGGAGAACGUGCUGCUGUCAGACGAUGGGAGCAGGGCCCUGCUGUGUGACUUCGGCCACUCUGCUCAUCUGCACCCAGACGGGCUGGGAAAGUGCUUGGUCACAGGGAACUACGUGCCUGGCACAGAGACCCACAUGGCCCCCGAGGUGGUGAUGGGGAAGCGCUGUGACUCCAAGGUGGAUGUGUGGAGCAGCUGCUGCAUGAUGCUGCACAUGCUCAACGGCUGCCAYCCCUGGACCCAGUACUACAACCACCCCCUGUGCCUAAAGAUCGCUAAAGAGCCGCCUCCUGUGAGGGAAAUUCCACCUUCCUGCAACCCUCUCACUGCUGAGAUUAUUAAGCUGGGGCUGGAGAAAGAGCCUCUCCACAGGGCAUCUGCAUCACAGCUCAAAACUAAGACCAGCGUGGCACUCGAGGAAGUGGGAGGAGUGAGAAGCCCCUGGAAAGGUGAAUACAGAGAGCCCAGACAUUUCUCUCUGAGCAAAGAAAGCGAUAUACACACGUCCCUGUCCCCCACAGUGAGCCCAGUUUCUGAGACUUGUUCUGACCCAAAACUGUCAGUCAAAGUUUCCUGUGCCAGCCCAGUCCUACCACCUCCAUCUCUGGAGCAAACAGAGGAGGUGGAGGGAACAACUGACUGGAAUGAGGGCAAGGAGUUACCUGAGACCUGUGAUCCACCCCCUCUCUCCUCCACUCCUCUGCCCYUGAAGAGCUGCAGCCACGUGGAAAGAGCCACAACCAUUUCAGAGCAAGAACUUCAGCAGCUGGAAAUCGAACUGUUCCUGAACAGCCUUUCCCAGCCAUACUCUCUGGAGGAACAGGAGCAAAUGCUUUCAUGCCUCAGCAUUGACAGCCCCUUUGUGUCUGAUGCCAGUGAGAAGAACUCCAUGAAAGCUUCCCAGAGCUUGAGGGACACCAUGAGCUCUGGGAUCCAUUCCUGGAACAGCCARGCAGAUGGGCAGAGCUGCAGCUGGAACAACCUGCUGAGCCGCAGCCGGCACACCGACACCCCCAGCUGCUUCAAYGGAGUGAAAAUCCAGAUCCAGCUGCUAAGUGGAGAAAAUUUGCACAUCAGGGAUUUCCACAGGACGAAGGUGGGAGACAUUGCCACGGGGAUAAGCAGCCAGAUCCCAGUGCCUGCCUUCAGCCUGGUGACCAAGGAGGGGCAGCCGGUGCGCUAUGACAUGGAGGUGCCCGACUCUGGCAUCGAGCUGCAGUGCACCCUGGCCCCCGACUGCAGCGUCAGCUGGGCCUGGCGUGUCAAGCACGGCCAGCUGGAGAACAGGCCCUGAGGCCCCGCCUGCUUUGGAGCUUUGCACCUUGUGGAAAGGAGGGAUUGAAGAAGCUUCCGACCUCCCCCGCCGUGGAGCGCCAAGCAGCGGGAUCGCAGCUCACUGCCCUCGCUUCUGUGGCUGUUCURAUCCGCUCCCGAGACAUGUCCUGAGCUUUGACAUUCCCCAGGACAGUGGGAAUGGCUUGGUUUGGGUGUGAGUGUUAGAGCUUGAGGAUGGUAGGUGGAAAUUCCUUGUUUUUCCGAGGAAUGUGGUGGUGCUUCUCAGGAGAGYGGGGGGAUCGGGUGAUUCCCUUGCUUUUGCUCCCAGGUGAGGUCGGCCGGUGCUGGGCUUGCCCAGAGGAGGAGCUUGGGUGCCCUCAGUGCAUCUGGGGUUGGUUGUGCUCAGGGGAGCUGGCUGACUUCCUUCCAGCUGGAGGAAAAACCAUUUCUGUAGGUUCUGGGGAGCAUCAUCUCCACCUCAAGCCUUUUGCACAGGGAGAAUCGGUAGCAGYCACUGGCUGAUUCUUGGUUUCACCUCCCACCCUUCCCCGCAGUCGCUUCCUUCUUGAAUCAGACAAGAACUUGGUUCCCAGAAAGAGCUUUGCUUGCAGCUCCCACCUGCAGGUCUCGGAGCAGCUGCUGCUCUCUCUGGUGUCCCUGGCAGGCAGGGCAGGAUCAGGGGAUGGAAUUCCUUGGUCGGAGUGUGGAGGGGUUGUUCCUCCGUYCUGUUCCCACYGCUGGCRUGGGAUUUCAGGUGCACUGUCCCCUCCUUGGAGGGGGAAGGGACAGCRGCUCCCUCAGCUCUGACAGGGCUGAAUUUUGCUGCAGAKUUUUUUAUAAAAAUCUCCCUCCCAGCUCCCAACCCAGCCCAGUGCCCCAGUUCUGUGAGCUCAGCCUGGCCUCAUGAGGCUUCCCACUCCUCCCCUCACUUCAAACUGGGUUCAYUGAGUGGGAUGGGCAGCUGGGCCUGGAAUGCCUUCAGCUUUGAAUUAUUUUUUUUACUGAUUUGUGAAUGUUUGGAACACACUGAAACCUCAUAGGCCAAGUUCAGGUGGGCGGGUGUUGUUCACCCUUCCCCAUCCUAGAACGGAUCCCGAGGGAGGUGUGAGCUCAUUCAGGGCUGCUCCAAGGCCUGGCACACCUGGGGAUCACAGUCCCUGCCUGUGCCUGUGCCUGUGGCUGUCCCAGAGCUCUGUCACUGCCUCUGAGCAGGGGCUCUGCCUCCAGCCUGGGCAGAGAAACAACUCCCAAAAGCCAAGAUGGGCUCUGCCAAAUCCAUGCUGGSCUGGGAGACACAACAGGGCAGCAACGCUGGCAGUCUUCCCCAAAAAAUAGCUGGGAAAAGUUAAACUCUGGGCCUCCCUUUUUGAGGAGCAGCCCUCCUUAAACAAUGGAUGCUCUUUCCCUUUGGUCUCCCAGAGCAUGGGCUGGUUUUGCUCCACCAGACAGUGACAUCCCCAAUCAGAAAACUCAAGUUGUGAUGUAAUAAAAAAAAAAAGUGGAACUAUUGAAGAAAAAUGAAACCUGUCACCACUCCGGGUAUAGUUUUUAUAGCACUUUUUGUUCUAAAGCACUUAAUACAUUCUCCAAAAUAGGCACCUAAUUAUAUCUGCAAUGCCACAUUCAGAGUCUUUUUAGUAAAUAAUUAACACAUUAUGCACAUGUCUUCCAGGAAGGAGAGGGGAAUGGGAUAGGUUGGCUCGAUUUCUUUUUUCAGACGCCAUAAACUACUCAGAGUUGAAGCUCUGGAGCAGGAAGGAUCAAAGUGCCUCUUCCAGGGCUCCCAGGAGCUCCCAAGCACAUCCUCAGUGCCUGCCUGGCUCCCUUCCUCAGCUUCCUCUGGGGACAGGAGGAAAACGGUUGUUUGUGUGAGUCUGUGAUGAUGGGUCAAUCCCAAAGCGCCCUGGGGUCCACUCCAAAGGCUGCACCUCGUGCCUCUGCUGCCUGGGGGAUGCUCCAAUGUCCAGGUGUCUGAUCCCAUGCCUUGGCAUUGAGAUCCAGCCCUGGAGCAGCGGGGAGGGAGCACCAGGGCCAUCUGCAGGACUCCUGGGCUCUGCAUCUGCAGCAUUAACCUGAACUCAGGCUACCUGCACRGGGCAGGGACCCAUCCUGGGUCUGGGAUGGCCUCAUGGGGUACGUGGAGGUGUCUGUGCUCCCCAGGUCUGUGGAAAUGUCCAUGUUCCCAGGUCCAUUGAGAUUCCAUGUCCCCCAGGCCCAUGGAGAGUCUAUCUGUAUUCCCCAGGUCUAUGGAGAUUCCGUGUUCUCCAGGCUCAUGGAGAUUCCAUGUUCCCCAGGUCAUUGGAGAUUCUGUGUUCCCUGGAUCCAUGGGGAUUCUGUGUCCCCCAGUCCCAUGGAGAUUCCGUGUUCUCCAGUUCCCUCACAGCAGCAUUAGCCAGGAUCCAUCCUCUUUGUUUUGCCCAAAGCCUUCAGUCCUGUUUUGCUGCCACCACAAGUGACCAAGUGAGGCUGCAGGUUCCCAGCCUGCCACCCUUGGCCAUGUCACAGCGCUCAGGGUGGGACGUGGUGUCACCACCCCUGCCUGGGGACAGCCACCUCGGCAGCCCCACAAAUCCCUGGUGCCUUCCUGCUCCCUGAGCUGGGAUUCUCCUCCUGGGCCCAUCUCCAGCCAGCCUGAGCUCUCCCUGCCUCCCUCCUGCUGCCAGGACAGUUCCCUCUUCCCUUGCCUUGUCACUUUGCUGUGACAGGCACAAACACCCCAGCUUCCAGAUGAAGGCAAUCCUGACAGCAGAGACUCGGGGAAGCUUCUCCUGAUCCUCGUUCGGGUUUGGCUGCGACUGUCAGGUUUCAUAAUGAGUGUUUGGGACAGAACCCCGGCUCAGGGUGGGGAGGACAAGUAGGAGUGGUAAACACAGAUGGCUCUUGUCGUGCAGCUCCUUCAAGAAGGCUGGAAAAAUCCCUGGUGCUGAGGAGAAAUGGAAGCUGAGGAUCUCUUUGGGAUGAUGGGGCAGUGGGGGAAGGUGCUGGAAUGAGGAGCUUGUAUGAAACGAAUGACACUUUAUAAAACUGUGAUUUCUYGAAGUUAAUGUGUUUGACCUGCAUUUUCACAGGGAAAAAAAAAAUA
Molecule: messenger RNA, 6130 nt
Organism: Malurus melanocephalus (red-backed fairy wren)
Lineage: Eukaryota; Metazoa; Chordata; Aves; Passeriformes; Maluridae
Gene: MAP3K14
Product: mitogen-activated protein kinase kinase kinase 14
Exons: 17
Coding region: 248-3067 (939 amino acids)
Biological process (GO): positive regulation of canonical NF-kappaB signal transduction; protein phosphorylation
Molecular function (GO): ATP binding; protein serine/threonine kinase activity
Source: RefSeq, a predicted model, not a curated record